This is a messenger RNA of Micropterus salmoides (largemouth bass), 965 nucleotides long. Its product is annotated as ras GTPase-activating protein nGAP-like. The record is from RefSeq and is a predicted model, not a curated record. The transcript has 4 exons. NCBI's taxonomy places the organism in Eukaryota, Metazoa, Chordata, Actinopteri, Centrarchiformes, Centrarchidae. The coding region runs from base 23 to 946 and encodes 307 amino acids. Gene Ontology annotation, biological process: regulation of GTPase activity.
GUGACGUACUCGGGCGGCAGCAAUGUUUCAGCUGCACUUCGGCCUCAGAGAGAGACAAGUGGAUGGAAAACCUGAGGAGGACCAUUCAGCCCAACAAGGACAACUGUCGGCGGGCGGAGAACCUGCUGCGUCUGUGGAUCAUCGAAGCCAAAGACCUGCCGCCGAAGAAGAAGUAUUUCUGCGAGCUCUGCCUGGACGACGUCCUGUACGCCCGGACCACCAGCAAGACUCGCCACGACAGCCUGUUCUGGGCGAGUACUUCGACUUCUCCAGCCUGCCCGCCAUGCACAGCAUCACCGUGCACAUCUACCGCGACGUGGACAAGAAGAAGAAGAAGGACAAGAACAACUACGUGGGCCUGGUCAACAUCCCGGUGUCGGGCGUGACGGGCCGGCAGUUUGUGGAGAAGUGGUACCCGGUCAGCACGCCCACCACCAGCAAGGCCAAAGGAGGCGGGCCGUCGAUCCGCAUCAAGUCCCGCUUCCAGACCAUCUCCAUCCUGCCCAUGGAGCAGUACAAGGAGUUCGCCGAGUUCGUCACCAACAACUACACCAUGCUGUGCUCGGUGCUGGAGCCCGUCAUCAGCGUCAAGAACAAGGAGGAGAUGGCGUGCGCCCUGGUCCACAUCCUGCAGAGCACCGGGAGGGCAAAGGACUUCCUGACAGACCUGGUGAUGUCGGAGGUGGAUCGCUGUGCCGACCACGACGUCCUGAUCUUCAGGGAGAACACCCUCGCCACCAAAGCCAUCGAGGAAUAUCUGAAGCUGGUGGGACAGAAAUACCUGCACGACGCACUCGGUGAGUUCAUCAAAGCCCUGUACGAGUCGGACGAGAACUGCGAGGUGGAUCCCAGCCGCUGCUCCGGCGGCGAUCUGGCCGAGCACCAGAGCAACCUGAAGAUGUGCUGCGAGCUGGCUUUCUGCAAGAUCAUCAACUCCUACUGGUGAGACACCUGGAAACACUUUG